GAACGGAGCGACGCCCAAUCAGCUGUGCCCUGUUGCCCAUUAGUUAUCGGGCCUCUGGUGGGCUGCUUCGAAUCUUCUUUUCAUCUCUUCCUCCCACCACCCCUCUCCACUCCACUCAAUCCUUCACAACCUCGCCCACAAUGCAGAAGUUCUCGAGGCUCGGCCGCAUUGGCCAGAGCCUUGGAAAGAGGCAAUUGGCUACUGUCAGCGAUGCUCCGCUCUCCCGCAAGGUCGAGAUGACCAACUGGGAGAAGGGCCACUUCAUCAACUACAAGAAGAUGAGCGAGAACCUCAGCAUUGUACGCCAGCGCCUCAACCGCCCGCUCACUUACGCCGAGAAGAUUCUUUACUCCCACUUGGACGACCCCCACGGCCAGGAAAUUGAGCGUGGCACGAGCUACCUCAAGCUCCGACCCGACCGAGUUGCUUGCCAGGAUGCCACUGCCCAGAUGGCUAUUCUUCAAUUCAUGUCGGCAGGCAUGCCCUCGGUUGCUACCCCGACCACUGUGCACUGUGACCAUCUUAUCGAGGCACAGGUUGGUGGUGAGAAGGAUUUGGCUCGUGCCAAUGAGAUCAACAAGGAAGUGUACGACUUCUUGUCUACAUCUUGCGCCAAGUACAAUAUUGGUUUCUGGAGGCCCGGUUCUGGUAUCAUUCACCAGAUCAUUCUAGAGAAUUAUGCGUUCCCUGGUGGUCUUAUGAUCGGUACCGACUCCCACACUCCCAAUGCUGGUGGUCUUGGUAUGGCCGCCAUCGGUGUCGGUGGAGCCGAUGCUGUUGACGUCAUGGCAAAUCUUCCUUGGGAAUUGAAGGCGCCCAAGGUAAUUGGUGUUAAACUCACUGGCCAGCUUUCUGGCUGGACAUCUCCUAAAGAUAUCAUCCUGAAGGUCGCCGGCAUUCUCACCGUGAAAGGUGGGACUGGUGCUAUCGUCGAAUAUCAUGGUCCCGGCACUGAGGCUCUUUCUUGUACGGGCAUGGGCACCAUCUGUAACAUGGGUGCCGAAAUCGGUGCUACCACCUCCCUGUUCCCCUUCAACGACCGUAUGUACGACUACCUCGCGGCCACUAAACGAUCGGAAAUCGGCGACUUUUCUCGUGAGUACGCUAAGGAGCUCCGCGAGGACGAGGGCGCCGAGUAUGACCAGCUCAUUGAGAUCAACCUCUCUGAGCUGGAGCCUCACAUAAACGGUCCUUUCACUCCCGAUCUCGCCACCCCGAUUAGCAAAUUUAAAGAUGCGGUCAAGGCCAAUAAGUGGCCAGAAGAGCUCAAGGUCGGUCUUAUUGGCUCCUGCACCAACUCUUCAUAUGAGGACAUGACUCGCGCUGCUUCCAUUGCCGAGGAUGCCAUGGCUCACGGCAUCAAGGCCAAGGCUCUCUUCACUGUUACUCCUGGUUCAGAGCAGAUCCGCGCCACCAUCGAGCGCGAUGGACAGUUGAAGACCUUUGAAGAAUUCGGUGGUAUGGUCCUUGCCAACGCUUGCGGUCCUUGCAUUGGCCAAUGGGAUCGCCGAGAUGUGAAGAAGGGCGAGCCCAACUCUAUCAUCUCUUCCUACAAUCGUAACUUCACCGGCCGUAACGAUGCUAACCCCGCCACCCACUCCUUCGUCACCUCUCCCGAUCUAGUUGUGGCUAUGACCAUCGCUGGUACACUGAACUUCAACCCCUUGACUGAUACACUCAAGGACAAGGAUGGCAAAGAGUUCAAAUUGUCGCCUCCAACAGGCGCCGGCCUACCCGCCAACGGCUACGACCCAGGACGAGACACCUACCAAGCUCCUCCAGAGGAUCGUAGCUCCGUCUCUGUUGCUGUUUCUCCCACUUCUGACCGUCUCCAAAUCCUUGAACCAUUCAAACCUUGGGAUGGAAAGGAUGCUAAGGAUCUCCCAAUUCUCAUCAAGGCCCAAGGCAAGACCACCACCGAUCACAUCUCAAUGGCUGGCCCGUGGUUGAAGUACCGUGGACAUCUAGACAACAUCUCCAAUAACAUGCUUAUCGGUGCGAUCAACUCCGAGAACGGUGAAGCUAAUAAGGUCAAGAACAUUCUGACCGGCGAGUACGACGCUGUCCCAGCUGUUGCUCGUGAUUAUAAGAAGAACGGAAUCCAAUGGGUCGUUAUCGGUGACUGGAACUACGGCGAGGGUAGCUCUCGUGAGCACGCUGCUUUGGAGCCGAGGCAUUUGGGUGGACUUGCCAUCAUCACUCGAUCGUUCGCACGUAUCCACGAGACCAAUCUGAAGAAGCAAGGCAUGCUCCCUCUCACUUUCUCCGACCCUGCCGAUUACGACAAGAUUGGGCCGAAUGACAAGGUUGACCUCUUAUGCACCGAGCUCGCUGUCGGCAAGCCCGUGACCCUUGUGGUCCACCCUGCCGAUGGCGGCAAGCCAUUUGAAGUGAAGCUUUCCCAGACCUUCAAUGAGGGUCAGAUUGAGUGGUUCAAGAAUGGCAGCGCUCUCAACACAAUGGCGAAGAAGCACUCAUAAAUGGCACGAUUUAGGUUCAGGGCGGAAUAAUUACGAUCAUGACUGGGGUGGUACAUGCAGAAGAACGACAAGACCCAGAUUAACACAAACACAAGCAUAAACAGGAUGAUGACGACGGACGGGAUAUCGGGUUUUGGGGAGGAUAAUUGGGAAUUUUUGGAGAGUCUUUAGACUCAAGCAGCAGUUGGCACAGCAAGCUCUUCCUUUUAUGACUCUCAUCCUGACUCACUUAGACUGGGUCUGGCUUGUAACUUGUGUAUGGUGUUUAGCAUGCAAUGUAUUCAUUGAUUUUUCCA
Molecule: messenger RNA, 2776 nt
Organism: Lindgomyces ingoldianus
Lineage: Eukaryota; Fungi; Ascomycota; Dothideomycetes; Pleosporales; Lindgomycetaceae
Product: aconitate hydratase
Exons: 3
Coding region: 141-2480 (779 amino acids)
Biological process (GO): tricarboxylic acid cycle
Cellular component (GO): cytosol; mitochondrion
Molecular function (GO): 4 iron, 4 sulfur cluster binding; aconitate hydratase activity
Source: RefSeq, a predicted model, not a curated record